GGACGCAGCGAGCCGGCGCCGGUGGGCCUUUCGGCCGGGAAGCAGAGUAGGCGGGCGAGGUUGAUGCCCGGCGGCGGGGUGAGCGCGGCGUCUGGCCGGCUUCUCCCCUCGGCGGAUCAGAGAGGGGCGCGGGAGGCGGCGGCGGCGGCGACGUUCCGGAGCGGCCCGGCAGGCUCGAGCGGAGGCCGAGGCGGAGCAGGUGGCUCCAGGCCAGGGAGUGGAGGCCCCGGGGGCCCCGCGGGCAGGAUGAGCCUGACCCCGAAGGAACUCUCGAGCCUGCUGAGCAUCAUCUCCGAGGAGGCGGGCGGCGGCAGCACCUUCGAGGGCCUGUCCACCGCCUUCCAUCACUACUUCAGCAAGGCCGACCACUUCCGCCUGGGCUCGGUGCUGGUGAUGCUGCUGCAGCAGCCGGACCUGCUGCCCAGCGCGGCGCAGCGCCUCACGGCGCUCUACCUUCUCUGGGAGAUGUACCGCACCGAGCCACUUGCUGCCAACCCGUUCGCCGCCAGCUUCGCGCACCUGCUCAACCCUGCGCCGCCCGCCCGCGGCGGACAGGAGCCCGACCGGCCCCCGCUCUCAGGGUUUUUGCCUCCUAUAACUCCACCAGAAAAGUUUUUUCUUUCCCAGCUGAUGCUGGCACCCCCGAGGGAACUCUUCAAAAAGACACCUCGCCAAAUUGCGCUCAUGGAUGUUGGCAACAUGGGACAGUCUGUGGACAUCAGCGGCCUUCAGUUAGCUUUGGCAGAGCGUCAGUCUGAACUGCCAACCCAGAGCAAAGCGAGUUUCCCAAGUAUCCUUAGUGACCCCGACCCGGACUCCUCUAACUCUGGAUUUGACAGCUCCGUUGCCUCUCGGAUAACAGAGUCUUUGGUCAGUGGGCCAAAACCACCUAUUGAAAGCCAUUUCCGGCCAGAGUUCAUCCGCCCGCCGCCACCUCUCCACAUUUGUGAGGAUGAACUGGCCUGGCUAAAUCCUACAGAGCCUGAGCAUGCUAUUCAGUGGGAUAAAUCAAUGUGUGUGAAGAACAGCACUGGUGUGGAGAUCAAGCGGAUCAUGGCCAAGGCCUUCAAAAGCCCUUUGUCUUCUCCCCAGCAAACACAGCUCCUCGGUGAAUUGGAAAAAGACCCCAAACUUGUUUAUCACAUUGGCCUUACUCCAGCAAAGCUUCCCGACCUAGUGGAAAACAACCCUUUAGUGGCUAUAGAAAUGCUGCUGAAACUAAUGCAGUCCAGCCAGAUCACGGAGUAUUUCUCUGUCCUGGUCAAUAUGGAUAUGUCCUUACAUUCAAUGGAAGUUGUAAACCGACUAACUACAGCUGUUGAUCUACCUCCUGAAUUUAUUCAUCUCUACAUAUCAAAUUGCAUCUCUACCUGUGAACAAAUUAAGGAUAAAUACAUGCAGAAUCGUUUGGUGCGCCUCGUAUGUGUGUUCCUCCAGUCUUUGAUCCGUAACAAAAUUAUUAACGUGCAGGACUUGUUUAUAGAAGUGCAGGCCUUCUGUAUUGAGUUCAGUAGGAUACGGGAAGCUGCAGGCCUAUUCCGGUUGCUAAAGACACUGGAUACUGGGGAAACACCUUCAGAGACCAAAAUAACAAAAUAGCACCAACAGCCCUGCCCUCUGCUGCUCAACUGUAUUUGGAUUGGUUUUUUAAAACUGUUGUAACAUU
Molecule: messenger RNA, 1666 nt
Organism: Acomys russatus (golden spiny mouse)
Lineage: Eukaryota; Metazoa; Chordata; Mammalia; Rodentia; Muridae
Gene: Cnot11
Product: CCR4-NOT transcription complex subunit 11
Exons: 7
Coding region: 64-1599 (511 amino acids)
Biological process (GO): mRNA catabolic process; negative regulation of translation
Cellular component (GO): CCR4-NOT complex
Source: RefSeq, a predicted model, not a curated record